ACUGACAAAUGGUUGGGGGACUUCGAGGCACAUCGAGUACUUCCUGACGACCUGCCUCCUGUGAGUGAGCUCGAAAAAUUCCUCCUUGGUCCUCUUCCAGUAAAGAUCGGUGUGCCUCCAGGACUACUCGACGUCUGGUACUCGGUAACCAGAAUUGAAUCAAAGGUGCUGAAGAACACGUUUGAGUCCUCAAGAUCGAAACCUUGCGUGACAUUCCUGGAGCGAGUAUGGCAUCACUCGGUGUAUGUUCCACAAGUACCGGCUUCUGCCACGAAAACGGGAUGCAUUUGGUUCUGGGACAGAGCAAUUCGUCAAGUCCUCGACUUUGCAUUACUUGGUGCCAAUAAGUGGAGUACCCGAUUCUCACUUCAAGCUCCAUUCAACGGGUCCACCCUUCCAGACUUUACCUUGUUUAUUGACUCCAUUUGCGUCCUUCGAGGUGAAGAACAGGGUCCCUCGGAACCGAUC
Molecule: messenger RNA, 468 nt
Organism: Phytophthora sojae
Lineage: Eukaryota; Oomycota; Peronosporomycetes; Peronosporales; Peronosporaceae
Exons: 1
Source: RefSeq, a predicted model, not a curated record